Salarias fasciatus (jewelled blenny) is the source of this 941-nucleotide messenger RNA. It is a transcript of the gene caln1, whose product is annotated as calneuron 1. Lineage: Eukaryota; Metazoa; Chordata; Actinopteri; Blenniiformes; Blenniidae. The transcript is spliced from 6 exons. Gene Ontology annotation, molecular function: calcium ion binding. Bases 1 to 861 code for a protein of 286 amino acids. The record is from RefSeq and is a predicted model, not a curated record. Gene Ontology annotation, cellular component: trans-Golgi network membrane.
AUGGAGGAGGAGGUCACUGAGCCCGAUCCUCAGACCGAGGAGCCCGCCGGUAUGCCGCCGCCGCCGGCGGAGGUGAACGGAGACUUGCCGGGGAACCCGUACCUGAGGGACGGGCCGGCGGAGGUGGAGGACAGUCCGGCGCGGGAGUCCGUGGUGCUGCAGUAUCCCACAGACUACCAGGACAGCCAGCAGUGUGGGGAGAAGAUGCCGUUCCACCAUGUGACGGCAGGCCUGCUCUACAAGGGGAACUACCUGAGCCGCUCGCUGUCGGACAGCGACAGCGAUGUGCUCGCCAGCAUUUCUGUGGAAGAGCUCGACGAGAUCCGGGAGGCGUUCAAGGUCCUGGACCGUGACGGGAACGGGUUCAUCUCCAAGCAGGAGCUGGGUAUGGCCAUGCGCUCUCUGGGGUACAUGCCCAGUGAGGUGGAGCUGGCCAUCAUCAUGCAGAGACUAGAUAUGGACGGUGACGGACAGGUGGACUUCGAGGAGUUCAUGACGAUUCUCGGCCCGAAGCUGCUGUCGUCUGAGACGAGAGAAGGCUUCCUGGGCAGCACAAUAGACACCAUCUUCUGGCAGUUCGACAUGCAGAGGAUCACCCUGGAGGAGCUGAAACACAUCCUGUUCUACGCCUUCCGAGACCACCUGACCAUGAAGGACAUAGAGAACAUCAUCAUCAACGAAGAGGAGAGCCUGAAGGAAAACUCGGGGAACUGUCAGACUGAGUUUGAGGGAGUUCACCCCUCCAAGAAGAACCGCCAGACGUGCGUGAGGAAGAGCCUCAUCUGCGCCUUCGCCAUGGCCUUCAUCAUCAGCGUCAUGCUCAUCGCCGCCAAUCAGAUGCUGAGGAACGGCAUGGAGUAGCGGCGCCGGCCUGUGCAUGUGCAUGCCAGUGGGCGGGGCCAGACGGACUCCAGGAACUCAAAGUAACCAUCAACUGUUUU